AUGACUGACUUCCCCGUUGACGUCGCUCAAAUUGUGGCCCUGUUCCUCGAAAGCCUUUUCUAUGGGGUAUAUCUUGUGACCUUCGGAAUGUGCAUGUACACUAUGCUGGGGAAUAGUCGGACCCGCUACUCUCAGCGUAUCGGGUAUUUUGUGGUAGUUUUGCUGUUGUUUGUCUUCGCUACUCUGGACGUUGCACUGCUUCUUCGCCAUGUCCUGGAUGCCUUCAUCUGGUAUCAUGGCCCCGGUGGUGCUAUUGGCGAAUUCUCAGAUAUAUCCUAUUGGGUUAAUGCUAUGAAGACCGUCAAUAGCGUUGCCCAAACUGGCAUAGCCGAUGGGAUGCUAAUCUACCGAUGUUAUAUUGUAUUCGACAGAAGCUGGGCUCUCGCCGUAACUUUGUGUGUUGUAUGGGUUGCAGGGUUGACGCUGGGAGCCAUUGCGUGCUACAUCGAAUUCACUCUUCGCUCUUCUACAUUCCUUGGCGCUAAGCAACUUGAGCCUUUCCUCAUAUCGGGUCUCAGCUUAUCACUGGGACUCAAUAUUAUUGCUACCUUAAUGAUUGCGUACAAGAUCGGGUCAAUCGAGCGCCAGUCGAGAGUCAUCUUUGGAAGUAGCGGGUCUGGCUUGAGACGGGCUAUGCGCAUCAUUAUCGAGUCCGGACUGAUGUAUUCCAUCGCGAUCAUCAUCUUCUUUGCCGUAUAUGCGACCUCAAGUAAUGCAGAAUAUGCUGUUUCCGAUUGCGUAAGUUCACUUUCCCCGUCUAUAUACAAACCGCCUUACUAA
Molecule: messenger RNA, 780 nt
Organism: Dichomitus squalens LYAD-421 SS1
Lineage: Eukaryota; Fungi; Basidiomycota; Agaricomycetes; Polyporales; Polyporaceae
Exons: 5
Coding region: 1-780 (259 amino acids)
Source: RefSeq, a predicted model, not a curated record